GGUACCUACGGAGUUGUCUACAAGGCGCGCGACCUCACCACCAAGGACCAGCGCAUCGUUGCCCUGAAGAAGAUACGUCUCGAGGCUGAGGACGAGGGCGUCCCGUCGACGGCCAUUCGUGAGAUCUCGCUUCUCAAAGAAAUGAACGACCCCAACAUCGUCCGCCUGCUCAACAUCGUGCAUGCCGACGGCCACAAGCUCUACCUCGUCUUCGAGUUCCUCGACUGCGACCUGAAGAAGUACAUGGAGGCGCUACCGGUCAGCCAGGGUGGUCGAGGCAAGCCCCUGCCGGAAGCUACUGGGCUCGCAGGCCAGCCCCUGAACAUGGACACAACCAUGGUCAAGAAGUUCAUGAUGCAGCUGAGCCAGGGCGUGCGCUAUUGCCACGCUCACCGAGUCCUUCACCGCGAUCUGAAGCCGCAGAAUCUCCUGAUCGACAAGGACUGCAACCUCAAACUGGCGGAUUUUGGUCUGGCGCGUGCUUUUGGCGUGCCGCUGCGGACAUACACUCAUGAGGUCGUUACGCUGUGGUAUCGAUCGCCUGAGAUUCUCCUAGGUGGUCGACAGUACUCGACAGGCGUCGACAUGUGGUCUGUUGGCUGCAUCUUCGCAGAGAUGUGCACGCGCAAGCCCCUCUUCCCCGGUGACUCGGAGAUUGACGAGAUCUUCAAGAUCUUCCGCAUCCUGGGCACUCCCAGCGAACAGGACUGGCCCGGUGUCACCUCCUUCCCCGACUUCAAGCCCUCGUUCCCCAAGUGGGCUCGCACAGACAUCGCCUCCAUUGUCACAACCCUCGACGACGUGGGUCUCGACUUGCUUGACGCCCUUCUUGUCUACGAUCCUGCCGGCCGCAUCUCCGCGAAGCAGACGGUCAUCCACCCAUAUUUCGCGGGACAGACGGCGAAUGACGCAACGUGGUCGAUCGCUGCCCCACUCCAUCCCUGCAGACGCGGGGAACGCAGGGACGCGGCGCGUUCGAUCAAGCUGCCAGCCAAACUCCCCUUCUGGACACAAAUGAUGGCUCCACCAAGGCUCCUCCCUCCCUCGUCCGGCCCCCGCCUGAUCGUCUACCACCAAACCUAUCAUGACUCAGCGGGGAAUUACCACUCGCUGCUCCCGCUGCUCACGAGUAACACGGGAAUCACACAUGUCAUCAUCGCGGCGAUACAUGUGAACGAGGGAGCAGGAAACAUCACGCUGAAUGACCAUGGCCCAGAUGACAAGAGAUACGACCAGCUUUGGGGCGAAGUGGCCUGGCUACAAGGCAGUGGGGUGAAGGUUUUGGGCAUGCUAGGCGGAGCUGCAAAGGGGUCGUUUGAGCGGUUAAGCGGGGACGAGGCGAGUGUACCAUACUAUGCCCCCCUCCACGCCCUAAUAUCCGCCCGCGCUCUGUCCGGCCUGGACCUCGACGUCGAGGAGCAAAUCCCCCUAUCCACCGCCACACGCCUCAUCGCCCGUCUGCGCGCAGACUUCGGCCCCUCGUUCCUCAUCACCCUUGCCCCCGUCGCCACAGCACUCCUCCCCGAUCCAAAGGUGCCCGCACAUCUGCGUCCGCCGCGGCCCACGCUCGCAAGCGGCCCGAACCCACUGCACCCCACCCUCCCCCAUCUCAGCGGCUUCUCCUACCCGGAACUCGAAUGCAGCGUCUACGGCCGCGAAAUAGCGUGGUACAAUACGCAAUUCUACUGCGGAUGGGGUGAUGCCUCGACGACACAGUGGUACGACGCCAUCAUCGCCGCAGGCUGGGCGCCGGAAAAAGUCGUCUUAGGCGUUGUCACGAACCCCGCAAACGGCGCGGGUCACACCCCCGUCGCCAGACUGCGCGACGUGUGUACGCAGCUGCGCGCCAGAUACCAAACCACUGGCAGAGGCUUCGGCGGCAUCAUGGGCUGGGAGUACUUCAACAGCGGCGACAGCGACGCCGAUCUCGUCCACGUCUCCACCCUCGACCUCAACAACGAGACGGUGCAGGCUGGUUGGGUUGCCGCUCUCGGCCGCGUACUGCGCGUCGAGCACGCACCACCGCGCCAGCCCCUCGCCUUUUCGCCAGAACAGGUCCGCCAGAUGGUUUCUCGGUUGCCGGCCGCGCGCGCUCCCUGGCCUGAAGACGAGCUGCAGAAGCUUGUUGUGCUGGGGUUUCAGCGCGCUGAGGCGGUCGCCGCGCUGAAUGCUACGGAUGGGAAUGUGGAACUUGCUGCAGGGUUUUUGUUCGAGCGGUAUCCUUCGUGA
Molecule: messenger RNA, 2229 nt
Organism: Dothidotthia symphoricarpi CBS 119687
Lineage: Eukaryota; Fungi; Ascomycota; Dothideomycetes; Pleosporales; Dothidotthiaceae
Product: glycoside hydrolase family 18 protein
Exons: 5
Biological process (GO): protein phosphorylation; regulation of gene expression; regulation of G2/M transition of mitotic cell cycle
Cellular component (GO): nucleus; cytoplasm; cyclin-dependent protein kinase holoenzyme complex
Molecular function (GO): cyclin binding; cyclin-dependent protein serine/threonine kinase activity; ATP binding
Source: RefSeq, a predicted model, not a curated record